AUGUCCUGCCCCAUGGACUUCACCGCCUACCCGUUCGACCACCAGGUGUGCUACUUCAGGAUGGAGAGCUACCAGUUCACCUCCAAGCAAGUCUCCUACAAGUGGCACAACCCUAUCAUCGAACGCGCCAGUAACAUCCAGUUGGGGCAGUUCGACUUCGACUUCUACAGCGUGCAGCAGCAGAACACCUCCCACUCCACGGGCAGCUUCCCCCUGGUGAUGGUGGAGGUGGUGCUGAAGCGGCGGAUCAGCUACCACCUUAUGAACACCUUCCUCCCCUCCGGCCUCUUCGUGUGCGUGUCGUGGCUCACCUUUCUCGUGCCGCCCGACCAGAUCCCCGGCAGGAUGGUCCUCACGAUCACCACCCUCCUCACCCUCGUCUCCAUGUUCGCCGCUGUCAAACAGGAGAGCCCCAAAGUCUCCUACGCCAAGGCUGUGGACCAGUGGAUGAUCAUGUGCGUGGUCUUCGUGUUCCUCGUGCUGCUGGAGUUCACCGUCGUCAUCCGCAUGUACGAACUCGGGCGACGGGCGGCAGCUAAAGGGGCCUCGAACGUGUCUUCACCGCACCCCAACCCCGACGUCGAACCCGCCAACACGCCAGCCACUCCGACGCGGCCCUCCAGCACCACCACCACAGCCUCGCGUCAGUCCACCGCAGUCCCUUCCGUGGAUGAGCCCUCGCGAAGGAACCCACUCAAGCAGCAGAGGGUGUGGGAGGACGGGAAGGAGACGCAUGCUCUUGAAACCUUCUGA
Molecule: messenger RNA, 753 nt
Organism: Eriocheir sinensis (Chinese mitten crab)
Lineage: Eukaryota; Metazoa; Arthropoda; Malacostraca; Decapoda; Varunidae
Product: glutamate-gated chloride channel-like
Exons: 5
Coding region: 1-753 (250 amino acids)
Biological process (GO): regulation of membrane potential; chloride transmembrane transport; nervous system process
Cellular component (GO): synapse; membrane; neuron projection
Molecular function (GO): transmembrane signaling receptor activity; neurotransmitter receptor activity; chloride channel activity
Source: RefSeq, a predicted model, not a curated record